GGAAGAAAUCUGAAGUGUGCUUGACUGCAGUACUCAAAACAGCACACAGGAACAUUGCUCUUCCCAUCAGACAGACAUUAACAACAACAUGGAAAAUAAACCUGGGCCACAACCUGUUUAUGCUGUGACCUUUGGCUGCCUUAUGGUCAUUGGUCUCACUCUCAAUGCCGUGUCACUGUGGAUCCUGCUCCGCCGUCACAGCAUCAAAACUACCAGCGCUGUCUUCAUGGUCAACCUGGCAAUCUCGGACCUGCAGCUUGUCAUCUCCUUGCCGAUGAGGGUCUACUUUUACGCCACAGGCAUUUGGCCACUGAGUGCAAGGGCAUGCAACUUGAUCACAAUGCUCUUUUGCAACAACAUCCGCUCCAGCUCCAUUUUCAUCACCUUCAUCAGUAUGGACCGGCUGCUGGCUGUUGUUUUUCCUCUGAGGUCCCGCCAUCUACGAACCUCGUCCAACGCCUGGAAAGCCGCUGUGCUCAUCUGGUUGUUUGUGUUUAUGGUCAACAUCCCAGAGAGUAUGAGCCUUGCAAGAGUUUUAAGCCAACACAAUGGAUCUGUCUGUUUUGACAUGCCUCACUAUGAUGGGCCUGGUAUAUCUCCAUUUAUUUACUUUGUGGCUGUGCUGUUGCUCAUCAUGCUGGCAGUCAACAUUGUGUGCACUGCUCUGGUGUCUUGGACUCUACGCAGACGUCUGAAUGAAUCUGCAAGAAUCCGCAACAAGGUGAAUGUAAUGCUGAUUUUUGCCAUGAACUUGAUUAUGUUUAUCAUAUGUUUCUUGCCUUUGACGAUUGGUUUGGUUGUAAGCAAACGUAAGGUGACACAUUUGACAUGUCUUGCAACUGUGAACUGCUGUCUUGAUCCACUCUUGUAUUACUUUUCUUUGGACGCCUUCUGGAAGAAAAAACAGGAUGUGCAUCUUCCAAGAGAACAAUAGACAAACAACAUAUACCGUUUUCAUAUUUUCAUGAGAUGGCACCAGAUACAGUGUAUGUGAUAUUCUGAUUUUCCUAAUUUUUCAGCUAAACAGCUUGUAUGGGUGUGGGUUCGUCAAUUUGUUUGACUGUAUGGUGGAUUUUAUCAACAAACCAACAGUAAUUGUCUCUUCAGCAAAAUGUUUUUGAAACUUUGUGAAAGAGGUGAAGAAAACGUUUGUUGAUGAAUAUAAUUUGUGCCUAUAGGCUGCAACACCACAGCUUCAUGUUGAGAGAGAGUUGAGCCAGUUUUAAGAGAAAUAAUGAAUCUUUAAGUAAUAGUUUGACAGUUUAUUCACCCUCUUCUGGGGAGUUAGAUAAGAAGAUUGGUGCCACUCAUAUCUGCGCAGUAAAUUUUUUUGCCAAAAGUCAGACGAAUAGCUCUCUCAUGUCCGUACAUAACCUACAGCCAGGAGGCUAGCUUAGCACAAAGACUUGAAAAAUGGGGAAAUAGCUAGUCAAGCUAGUAGUCAAGCUAGCCAAGCGUGUAAACCCGCUAAACUGUGAUCUUUUUUUUUUUACAUUUUAAUUUCUUUACCAAUAAUAAAAUGAAGCUAAAACACGUGAAUCGGUGC
Molecule: messenger RNA, 1546 nt
Organism: Seriola dumerili (greater amberjack)
Lineage: Eukaryota; Metazoa; Chordata; Actinopteri; Carangiformes; Carangidae
Product: lysophosphatidic acid receptor 6-like
Exons: 1
Coding region: 89-934 (281 amino acids)
Biological process (GO): phospholipase C-activating G protein-coupled receptor signaling pathway; positive regulation of Rho protein signal transduction
Cellular component (GO): membrane
Molecular function (GO): lysophosphatidic acid receptor activity
Source: RefSeq, a predicted model, not a curated record